Sinocyclocheilus grahami is the source of this 884-nucleotide messenger RNA. RefSeq names its product germ cell-specific gene 1-like protein. The record is from RefSeq and is a predicted model, not a curated record. The transcript has 3 exons. NCBI's taxonomy places the organism in Eukaryota, Metazoa, Chordata, Actinopteri, Cypriniformes, Cyprinidae. The coding region runs from base 106 to 546 and encodes 146 amino acids. Gene Ontology annotation, cellular component: plasma membrane.
AGGGAACAUGUUUAACACCUUCUGAGCCAUUUCUGCAUUUCACCCAGGACAUUUUUAAAUGGAAACCUAAGGCACUGUAUCUGGUCCUGUCUGUAUCAGUCCACCAUGUUGGAGAAUUUGUCCCGCAGGAAUCGGUCCUUGCUGUCUCUCUCGCUGACCUCUCUGGCCCUAGCGCUCUCUGUUUUGGCCUUCUGUACCUCAUACUGGUGCGAGGGGACACAUAAAGUGGUCAAACCUCUCUGUCUGUCACCAGUCAAAAUGAAGAACUGCGGGCAGAACAACAGCCAGCCUUACACAACUGAGGUCCCAACAGCAGACCCCAAGAAAGCAGACUCCAAUGUGACAAUGUCCCCCAAGCAGAAGGAGGAACUGGCCCGUAUGAGAGCCAGAAAUCUUGCAAAUGCAGUUCACUACAUCUGGGAGACGGGUGAAGACAAAUACAUGCUGCGCUACUUUCACACUGGCUUCUGGUUGUCCUGUGAGAAACACAAUGACGGGGCUGGUGAGGGCAAAUGGUUCAGUAUUCUUCUUUCUGAUAUCUGUUAGCUUUUAAUGAUGAUGUUAAGUGAUAAAUCAUCAAAAUUCACUUUUAUUGACAGUUAUUUUGCAGCUGUUUGGCUGGAGACUUUAUAUAAAAUUCCAAUGAAUGGAAUUCAAUUCGGGUUCAAAGAAAAUUAGUACAACACACUUUUAACACAUAAAGCAACUACUGUCAUAUGGCCAACUGUCAAAGCUGUUCUUGAUACUAAUGUCCUGAUUCAGUCCCUUUGAACAUCUGUUUCCUGUUGAGGCCUUUCUUAACACUUAAACUGCCAUGGGGUCACCCCAGUUCUCAACAUCUGCUACAACAAGACAGUCUUACACAACUCAGAGGACAUGUCUCU